AUGCUUGCAACUUCAAUCAUCCUCAUCACCUCUUUCUUGGCGUCGGCGAGUUUCGCGCAGGACCUUCCGUAUGGCGAAAGCAACUACAGCUCCCAGGCACAGCCUGACUUGACACCUCAGACCGUCGAGACUCUCAAUCUAUCCUUCCCUGAUUGCACAAGCGGACCUCUCAGCACCUACACCAUAUGCAACCUAUCUGCAAGCUAUAUGGACCGCGCUUCUUCCCUCAUCUCCCUGUUUACCCUGGAGGAGCUGAUUAACCAGACCGGCAAUACAGCCCCAGGUGUUCCUAGGCUUGGCCUUCCCAAUUACCAGGUCUGGAACGAAGCUCUUCAUGGAUUGGACCGUGCAAACUUCGCCAAAACCGGCGACCAAUACGAAUGGGCGACCUCCUUCCCCAUGCCAAUCCUAUCUAUGGCAUCCAUGAACCGCACACUGAUCAAUCAAAUUGGGACCUUGAUCUCUACGCAAGCUCGUGCCUUCAGCAAUGCGGGAAGAUACGGUCUUGACAGUUAUGCCCCCAACAUCAACGCGUUCCGUAGCCCAUUGUGGGGCCGUGGGCAAGAGACACCUGGUGAAGAUCUCUUCGUAGUCUCUCAGUAUGCCUACGAGUACAUCACGGGGAUGCAAGGCGGUGUUGAACCAGAGCACCUCAAGAUCGUUGCUACAGCAAAACACUUUGCCGGUUAUGACUUGGAGAACUAUGAUAACCGAUCCCGCCUUGGAUAUGAUGCAAUCAUUACUCAGCAAGACCUUGCCGAAUUCUACACGCCACAAUUUCUGACCGCCUCAAGGGAUGCAAAGGUCAACAGUGUCAUGUGCUCCUACAAUGCAGUCAACGGCGUCCCAAGUUGCGCCAAUUCUUUCUUCUUGCAGACUCUUCUCCGCGAUUCCUGGACGUUCGAUACUACCGACGGCUAUGUCUCUACAGACUGCGAUGCUGCGUACAACAUUUAUGAUCCCCACAUGUAUGCUUUGAACACAUCCAGUGCUGCGGCUGACUCCGUCCGAGCUGGCGCCGACAUCGACUGUGGCACAACCUACCAGUAUCAUCUGAAUGAAUCCAUCAUUGCUGGAGAGAUCACUCGUGAGGAAAUUGAGUUGGGUGUGAGACGCCUGUACUCCAAUCUUGUUCGUCUCGGGUACUUCGACGGCAAUGGCAGCGAGUACCGUCAACUCACCUGGAACGACGUUGUGUCCACCGAUGCGCAAAACAUCUCCUACGAAGCUGCAGUCGAAGGCAUCACCCUACUCAAGAACGAUGGCACCCUACCAUUAUCCAAAUCUACGAGCAGUAUCGCUCUCAUUGGUCCCUGGGCUAACGCAACCGUGCAAAUGCAAGGCAACUACUUUGGCACACCGCCUUACCUCCUCAGCCCUCUCGCCGCUGCUGAGGCGUCCAGUCUCAAAGUCAACUACGCCUUUGGCACCAACAUCUCGUCGAACUCAACCGAAUACUUCGCCGGCGCCAUGGCUGCAGCCAAGAUGUCCGACGUCAUCAUCUUCGCUGGCGGUAUCGACAACACAGUCGAAGCCGAAGGCUCAGAUCGCAUGAACAUCUCUUGGCCCGGCAACCAACUAGAUCUCAUCUCCCAGCUCAGCUCAAUGGGCAAACCUGUCGUAGUCCUCCAAAUGGGUGGUGGUCAAAUCGACUCCUCAUCCCUGAAGAGCAAUCCCAACGUCAACGCCCUAGUCUGGGGCGGCUACCCAGGCCAAUCAGGCGGUCAAGCCAUUCUCGACAUUCUUACCGGCGCUCGGGCACCGGCCGGCCGCCUUAUCACCACGCAAUACCCAGCUGAAUAUGCCCUUCAGUUCUCCCAAGAUGACAUGAACCUGCGCCCGAACGGUAGCAAUCCAGGCCAGACCUACAAAUGGUACACAGGCGAACCAGUCUACGAAUUCGGCACCGGGCUCUUCUACACCAACUUCAGCAUCUCCGCCUCCUCCAACAACGCCUCCACAACAUUCAGCACAUCCGAUCUGACCUCAGCCGCGCAUCCCGGCUACGCCUACACGGACCUCAUGCCCUUCAUCAACUACACCGUGACCGUCACAAACACCGGCUCGGUCGCCUCUGACUACUCCGCCAUCCUCUUCGCCAACACCACCAAUGCAGGACCGGCACCCUAUCCCAACAAGUGGGUCGUUGGCUUCGAGCGCCUAGCCAGCAUCGCGCCGGGUGCGAGCAGCCCGCUGACUAUUCCGGUCAGCAUCGGCAGCAUGGCGCGAUACGCCGAUAAUGGGGAUGCGGUGCUGUAUCCUGGUAGUUAUCAACUAGCGCUGAACAAUGAGGGGGAUGCGGCCACUCAGGUGACGUUGACGGGGUCGGAGGCAGUGCUGAUGCAUUGGCCGGAGUGGGAGCAACAGGUUGGUCCAGCAUGA
This is a messenger RNA of Letharia columbiana, 2382 nucleotides long. RefSeq lists its product as uncharacterized. Gene Ontology annotation, molecular function: xylan 1,4-beta-xylosidase activity; alpha-L-arabinofuranosidase activity. The transcript is spliced from 2 exons. The coding region runs from base 1 to 2382 and encodes 793 amino acids. NCBI's taxonomy places the organism in Eukaryota, Fungi, Ascomycota, Lecanoromycetes, Lecanorales, Parmeliaceae. Gene Ontology annotation, biological process: xylan catabolic process; arabinan catabolic process. The record is from RefSeq and is a predicted model, not a curated record. Gene Ontology annotation, cellular component: plant-type cell wall.